AGUCCGGACUCCGGCGGAGACUCAGAGACCGUCAGUGUGUGUCGUAACUUAGUGGUGGUGAGGUACGCGGCGUUUAUCCAGGCCCUCUUGCACUUUAGCGCAAUUUUUUUUUUAGCAACUUUCAGUUUAACUGAAUCUACCAAGGAAUAUCUAAAGAGUGGCACAACUGGAGUGUAACUGGGGAGAUUGUGUUCAUAGUCCUCUUCCAGAAGGUGGAAAUAUACGUCGACUGAUCUGCAAGAUAUUCAAGUUUUCAAGCUUACUUCAGCAACGGCAGCUGUACAAAAAAUUCUUUGAGAUAAACUACAUGAAAGCAGUGGAAGCAAAAUAAAGAGAAAAAAAGAACAAAAGAAGAAAUAUUCAAGGGUCGCUCGAGCUAUGCUUGAACCCAGAAAGAACAGGUAGCGGGGAGCAGGCGAGGCUGUAAUAUGGUUACUUCACCAUGUUUAGUUUUCUUUCUGCUGAUCUCGGCUGCUGCAGGUAGCCCAUUAUUACCAACUCUUUCGCACGAUGCUGCCCUCGACCCUUUGCAAGCCUUCGACGAGGGCGAAGAAUUAUAUGAUGGGGUACUCCUCGUCUCCUACCCCGAUGCCCCCGGUGGGGACAACGAGACCGCAUACCCGCUCCCUACUACCGAGGCGGAGAAGAAAAAGAUAGAACAGUUCGACCCUGCCAAACUGAACUACACCGCGCUCCGCCUGGAGAUUGACGACGAACUCCAAAAGGUCGGGAAGCGAGAGGGCAAGUUGAUUGGAGGCCCCCGUCUGCCCAAGUUCCUGUCCAACUUGGGCAAGUUCCUUGACUUCGAACAAGUUGUGAAGGAGAUCGAGACGUCCAUUAUGUCGACGAUGUCAUGCAACGCGUGUAAAGCAGGUGUGGGUUUAUUGCAACACUACGUCCAGAACGGGAAGACGAGGGAUGACAUUAUUAGAGCGGCCUCCAAACUGUGUACGUCUUUUAAAAUCGAGACGCCCAGAGUCUGCUUUGGAAUAAUCCACCUUAUGGCGGAUGAAGUCGUUUACGUCGUGGAACAGCUGAUGAUGUCCCCCGAAGAGAUCUGCGGCUUCGUGAUAGGCGACAUCUGCGGUGUCCCCUACAACCCCUUCCACGAGUGGAGGGUCGCCUUCCCUCCCAUUCCGAAACCUUACGUCCCUCCACCACAGGCUCCUCCGGAAGGGAUGCCCACAUUGAAAGUUCUCCACCUCUCAGACACCCACUACGACCCGGAGUAUCAAGAGGGCUCGAAUGCAGACUGCAACGAGCCGCUCUGUUGCCGAGCCAACUCUGGCCCAGUGAAAUCGCCUGACCAGAGAGCCGGGCUCUGGGGAGACUAUCGGAAAUGUGACACUCCUCUGAGGACCAUAGAAAGCAUGCUGGAAAACAUUGCUUAUUUACAUCCCGAUAUAGACUACAUAAUCUGGACAGGGGACUUACCUCCACACGAUAUUUGGAAUCAGACGAGAGAAGGGAACUUGGAGAUUCUCAAGUCCACGGUUCAGCAGCUUCUAGAUUACUUCCCCCACACCCCUAUUUUCCCAGCUCUUGGGAAUCACGAGGCUGCUCCAGUCAACAGUUUUCCUCCGCCUUUCAUUGGAGGUGAUUACGGUGUCAGCUGGUUGUAUGAUGAGUUGGACCGUCAGUGGAACCAUUGGCUUCCAGAUGAAGCCUCGCCAACUGUCAGAAAAGGUGCAUUCUAUUCUGUUUUGGUGCGAACUGGCUUCAGAAUCAUAUCCCUAAAUAUGAACUACUGCAAUAAUAAAAACUGGUGGUUACUGAUGAAUUCCACUGAUCCUGCACAAGAACUUCAGUGGUUGAUCUAUGAACUGCAAGGGGCAGAAAUGAGAGGCGAGAAAGUUCAUAUCUUGGGGCACAUUCCUCCUGGUCACCAUGAUUGCCUUAAAGUGUGGAGCCAUAAUUACUACACUAUUGUAAAUAGGUUUGAGUCCACAGUUACUGCUCAGUUCUUUGGACAUACACAUUUUGAUGAGUUUGAGCUCUUCUAUGAUGAGCACAACCCACACAGAGUGACCAAUAUUGCCUAUAUUGGACCUUCGGUGACUUCGUACUACAAACUUAAUCCAGGGUAUAGACUUUAUACUGUUGAAGGAGAAUAUGAAGGUUCAAGAAAGAUGGUUAUAGACCAUGAAACGUGGGUCAUGAAUCUUGAUGAAGCCAAUCGUGAUGGAAGACCAAGAUGGUACCAGUUGUACUCUGCUCAGAGGGCAUACAAAAUGAGGAGCCUCCUCCCUCAAGAGUGGAAUAACCUUGUGUACAAAAUGAUGUUAGAGGAUGAACUUUUUGAAAAAUAUCUCAGGUUUUACUGGAAGAAUUCUGUUGCACAAGAAGAAUGUGAUGAAGAAUGUAGGAAACGUAUGUUGUGUGACCUCAAGUCAGGUCGUUCAAAUGACCGGAAGCGGACAUGUGCCAAGCUUAAUGAACAAGCAAAGUUAAGAGAGCGAAAUGACUGGAAAAAUUGGAUCUACUCAGGCCUGACUGUGACGUAUGUGUGGAUAACUGAUAUUUUCAGUUUUGGGUGAAAUGCGGUGCUUCCAUAUACUACACUAUUUGCACAGUACUAGUUCUCUACUUUUUCUUUUCAUAUCGUGCUAAAAUAUUUAUUUAUUUAUAAUCAACUGUAUAUAUAAUGUAACUUAAUAUUAACUGGUAUUGUUUUAUCCAUGCUAAGCUACAUUUCUUAUUACUCAUGUAGAACAGAAUUACAAGGGUUAAAGUAAAUAUAAUUACUAAAACUAUCUUUUCUUCAUCCAAUAACAUGGAAUCCAUAGUGUGUAUGUCUCUGGUUAAAAUUCAUAUAACAUAUAGGAAGUUAGGUGGGCCUUAGAUAUAUAGAUACAUUUGUUUAAUUACAUCAGCAUAUUUCAAUUUCCAAAGGCCAAUUUUAAACUAGUAGUAUUAUUAUCAUACUCCUUAUACUUUCACUUAUGGCUCAAAGCCUGACUAUGAAUUACAAAUCAUGUUUUUAAGUAACUGCUUAGAAUGUCCACAAUCAUGGUCACACAAAAAAAAAGAAACUAUCCAAGUUAAGCUUAUGCCCAUCCCAUUUUAAAUGGUUUCAUUCAUGUCUUGUUACCUAUGAACACAGUAAGCGUAUGAGAGGAGUAAGUCUGUUUGUAAUGGUCCCCAUAGGGAGCAAAUCUCUUCACAUGUACAGCCUUCUUAUGUUAUUCUGCCCUGUCUAUGACAUUAAGGACUUUCAUCAGCCAUUGUAUUAGAUUAGAACUUUUAUUCAUAUCUUCAUCUCUCUUACGUCAUUACGUACUCCAACUUAUUAUAUACGUAUUUAAUUUUUCAAAGAUAUCAGUUAGAAAUCAUUUAUAAAUGUAUUUUUGUGUCAAGGAUCAGUGAAAUCAUUUUAAAAGGUUUUAGACACUUCAGCUUGAUAUGCCUUUGGGUUAUUGUUGUAGUUAAAGACUGUUUGAAAGAAGUGAAAAAAAAUGUGGCCUAGCAUGGAUCUUGAACUACAGUACCACCUAGUAGAGUAAGCUUAAUUCUUAGUCUGUCACUGAAAGUUUCUUUCAUAUUAUGGCUAGUGAAUGAAUAAAAUAAAUACUAUACUGUC
This is a messenger RNA of Macrobrachium nipponense, 3580 nucleotides long. Its product is annotated as sphingomyelin phosphodiesterase-like. Lineage: Eukaryota; Metazoa; Arthropoda; Malacostraca; Decapoda; Palaemonidae. Bases 429 to 2537 code for a protein of 702 amino acids. The record is from RefSeq and is a predicted model, not a curated record. Gene Ontology annotation, biological process: ceramide biosynthetic process; sphingomyelin catabolic process. Gene Ontology annotation, molecular function: acid sphingomyelin phosphodiesterase activity. The transcript is spliced from 14 exons. Gene Ontology annotation, cellular component: lysosome.